AGAUCGUCCACAAAGGCUUCAGCAGGCUGUCGGCUUUAAGACUUAACGGGGUUUACGUGGCCAGACUUACAUGUUCGGACUAUAGCCUACGAGUAUUAGCGUGACAUAAAGGGGACGCUAGGGUAAACUCGAAGGCAUAUUAUUUUUCUUUUACACUGAUUGCUAUUGGAGAUAUACUUAUAAUUGGCUGGUGGACUAUGGAAUCUGAAACCACAAUCUUUAUACAAGCUUGAACAGUAACGAAUUGGAGAGAGACUUCUGGGAAUACACUGAACGAGGCCUAAGGAAACAAACAUAUUACAAGGACUCUAGUUAACUUUGCAAUUGGAAACAGACGGACAGAACCUCGCAAACAUCCGCUCAUUUCUGUCGUACGGGGACACUGGCCUGCGGUUGCUCAUAGCCACAGUCUUGUCCACUCUCUUCUUCCGGUUACGGAGCGCAUGGACCGGCACCCAGACGCCCGCAGUUGCAGCUGUGCCAUCCGUGGAGCCACGUCCUGUUGUCCCGGUCUCAUCUCGAGCGAACCGUCCAUGAAUGUGUCUAUCAACUCAACAACUGGCACGCGCUUCGAGCUCUCUCUUCCACGCGAGGAGACGGUGGAAGGACUGAAGAGGAGGCUCGCGCAGAGGCUGAGGGUCCCCAAAGAAAGGCUCGCGCUUCUGCACAAAGACACGAGGCUGACCUCGGGGAAGUUGCAGGACUUUGGCGUUGCAAACGGGAGUAAACUGACAUUGGUGCCGUCAGUCGAAGCUGGUUUGAUGUCGCAGUCGCCCAGACCGGAGCAGUCAAUCAUGCAGGCGCUGGAGAGCCUCACGGAAACUCAGGUCAGUGAUUUCCUGUGUGGGCGCUCUCCCCUGACCCUGGCGCUGCGUGUGGGCGAUCACAUGAUGUUCGUGCAGCUCCAGCUAGCCGCGCAGCAGCCAGGCAGCCAGCAGCCGGCCUACAGGCACUCCCCCAGGGGUCCUUCAGGCACACACAGGACAGCCGCAGGGUCCUUGCAAACAGGAAGUGGCCACCUCAGGACCUCUCCUAGCACGCAGGAAGCGGUGGCACCAGUGGCAGCUGCCAGCAUGCCUGAGACGGGUAGCUGCCACCCCUCUGCCCACCCGAAGUGCCCCUCAACUACACCCGCCCCCCACAGUACGGGCGCUGCCUGCCCACAGACUGGCUGCAGCUCCAAGAGCCCCCCCACAGGAAGCCCCGCCCCCACAGGAAGCCCCGCCCCCACAGGGAGCCCCGCCCCCACAGGGAGCCCCACCCCCACAGGGAGCCCCGCCCGGAAGCCGGGGGCCAUCAUCGAGAGCUUCGUCAACCACGCCCCAGGGGUGUUCUCCGGAACAUUCUCAGGUACCCUCCACCCCAACUGUCAGGACGGAAGCGGACGACCGCGUCGUGACAUCACCACCAUCCUGCAGAUCCUCAACGACCUCCUGAGCGCCACACGCCACUACCAGGGUGCCGCGCCCGCGCCCACCCUGUGCCAGCUGCGCUGCCCGGCCGCGCCAGCCUCCCCUGCCCCCUCCACCGCCACCUCCUCUCCUCCGCCCUCCCCCUCGCCAUCCCUCUCUCCCCCCGCCUCCCCUCUCUCACACACACUCGGACAGCAACAACAACAACACGCCAGGACUGCUGGCGUGGAGCGGGAGCGUCAGUGGGAGAACCGGGCGACCCGUUGUAAGGUGGAGCGUCUCCAGCUGCUGCUCCAGCAGCGUCGCCUUCGCCGAAAGGCCCGCCGCGACACCCGUGCCCCCUACGCCUGGUCGCCUGGCAACCGCAGGGUGGCCCGCAGCCAUAGCAACAGCAGCGCGGCCUCCUCCACCUCCUCGUCAUCCUCGUCCGCCGGAGAGGCGUCGUCUCUAGAGCUGGACUACGACGACGCCGUAUGGAAGGCCGAGGCCCCGCCCACGGACCUCAGCAGCGAGGUCAUCAUGGCCUGAUGGAGGGAUGGACGAAAGACGACAAAAGAGGGGGAUGAAAGGUGCGGCGGAGAGGAGGCAUGAAGAGAUGGGAGAUGGAGGGAUGAGGGACGGGAAGCAGAAAGAGAAA
Molecule: messenger RNA, 2049 nt
Organism: Clupea harengus (Atlantic herring)
Lineage: Eukaryota; Metazoa; Chordata; Actinopteri; Clupeiformes; Clupeidae
Product: midnolin-like
Exons: 7
Coding region: 444-1940 (498 amino acids)
Cellular component (GO): nucleus
Molecular function (GO): protein binding
Source: RefSeq, a predicted model, not a curated record